Messenger RNA from Meloidogyne enterolobii, 459 nucleotides. The record is from the annotation of a GenBank genome assembly. Lineage: Eukaryota; Metazoa; Nematoda; Chromadorea; Rhabditida; Meloidogynidae.
AUGCCAUCAAAACAUCAACACAAAAAAUUGCCUAAUGAAUUACUUGUUGAUAUAUUUAAAGCUUCAGAACGUGUAAUACUUGAAGAAAUCUUAUCAAAAUUUGACAGAAGUAAUGGACCUUCAAUGGUAGAACACAAAAAAUUUGAGAAAAUGUGGAGUAAUCAAGUGCUGGUUUACUUGACUUGUUCCUCUAUAAUUCCUACAUUUGUUGGAAAAAGUUUUUUAAAAAGAUGGUUAUCAAUUCUUAAAGAAAGAGAAAGUGUUCGGCUAUAUGAGACUUUUAUGGAGAAAGCUGGCUUACUUGAGACUAAACUUUUACAGUUGAGAGACGAAAUUGAUAGACGCGAAAGACUCAGAAUAUUGCAAGCUAAAAUUUUGUUGCGACGAAAGGCAAAAUUUUUUCAAUUUUGUUUGAAUGGGGUGGAAGCUCUAAUAGUUUUAUAUUUAUUUUUUAAAUAA